This is a messenger RNA of Ostrea edulis (European flat oyster), 3309 nucleotides long. RefSeq names its product DNA-binding protein RFX6-like. Gene Ontology annotation, molecular function: DNA-binding transcription factor activity, RNA polymerase II-specific; RNA polymerase II cis-regulatory region sequence-specific DNA binding. Gene Ontology annotation, biological process: regulation of transcription by RNA polymerase II. NCBI's taxonomy places the organism in Eukaryota, Metazoa, Mollusca, Bivalvia, Ostreida, Ostreidae. The transcript has 19 exons. The record is from RefSeq and is a predicted model, not a curated record. Bases 792 to 3248 code for a protein of 818 amino acids.
AAUUAUGUUUCAUUUUGCUAAAACAAAGGAUUUGUGCAUUUUCAUGAGAGUUCGCCCACUAGUUUGCGUCCAGGGGGUUUCAUUUCCUCAAACAUCAAACAUCACCGACACUGCCCACAUCGCCCACACUGCCCACAUCACCCACACUGCGUCUUGUUAUAUUGCAGUAAAGAAACACAAGACUAUUUUAUCAUCACAGUUUAACUCGCAAAUAGUUUAAUGACUUUUUGUUUGAGUACCAAAAGUUUAUGAAAUAAUACCACUAAUUAGUAUUCUUCAUGCAUUUUGAUUUUCAACUUUCGGUUUCCAAAUUCCUAUCUAACACAGAUGGAUUCACUUUCACCGUUGUCAUAAAUCUGGUGGUGAGUUACUUGGUCUUAACCUUAUCAGUCCAAACUUACUUUCUGAUGAACAGAAACUGUAUUUUAACAAGAACAAUAUCCAGAAUUGCUGGGUUAUCGAGGGUGCCAGAUCACUGCGGGAUGAUAAACACAAUUCUAAUUGGUUAUCUGAAGAGAAAGGGGUGGGCCAUUCCUUAUCGAGGCUUAUAUCCAAUGUUUGCUUUUCUUUCUUUCGCGUCCAUUACGCUCUCAUCCUGUGAUAUAGCCGUGAAUAUAUUCUUGACAUAUUAAAGUGUCACUGUUUAGUUAGACGUUAGCAUGUUGUAAAUCUUUGUUUGAUUUUUAGAUUUCUACGUUUUUCAUAGUUUGGAGUGCAAAUAUUGAGCGAUUGGAGUCCGUAUCCGCUAUAUUUGUUAUGAACUUUAAUUACGGUUUGUUACCUCCCGUCUAAUGGAACCUGUCAAUGUACAGUUAGCUCCCUUGAUGCCGGAUGGUCUUUAUGAUAUUCACGGGGGUUACAACUACACCCCUUCUCUUUGGGGACACACUGGUAGGGAGGAGAGGACAUACAGCUCUUUACAUACUGACACCUCGUCCAAUCGAAGUGAAAAUACCACACGGGCCGAAAGCAAGAAACAUUCUGCAGAAAACACGGGAUCCUCCGCCGAAAAUGCAGAAUGGUCACUAGAAACAAAGAAAGAACAGACCGAAAACACGAAGUCUGAUAGCACCCAGAAACAGUCGCAAGUGGCAUGCACUCUUAAAUGGUUGUCUGAGAACUACGAGAGGGCGGAGGGGGUGUGUCUCCCUAGAUGUGUUCUGUACACACAUUACCUGGACUUCUGUAAGAAGAUGAAAUAUACACCUGCGGGGGCAGCCACAUUCGGAAAGAUCAUUCGGCAAAAGUUUUCUAAGAUAACCACAAGGCGCCUAGGUACUAGGGGACAAUCAAAGUACCACUACUACGGUAUUGGAAUUAAAGAGACGUCUAUCUACUACCAUUCCGUAUACUCAGGAAAAGGUCUAACGAGAUUUUCCGGAAUCAAGAUAAAGACUGAGGGAUCCAAUAGAAAAUUUUCGCUAAGUUCGAAGACGGGAACUCUAUUACCAGAAUUUCCAAAUGCCGAAAACCUAAUAUUACCAGAAAAUGUAGAACGAGAAAAGAUGCAGACGUUCAUAAUGAUGUAUCGGACGCACUGUCAACGGAUACUGGACACCAUUAUAAGCGCUAAUUUUGACGAGAUCCAGAACUUUUUGUUACACUUCUGGCAGGGCAUGCCCGAGCACCUGCUCGGUCUUCUGAGCCUCGAUAUGGUAGCAGACAUUGUUGGCCUAUGUGACUCAAUUCUUUACAAGGUUGUGGUAGAUGUCUUAAUUCCAUCUACUAUCCAGGAUCUCCCUGACAGCCUUGGCUCAGAGAUUAAAGUGUUUAUUCGGAAACUUAUACACUGGUUAAUAAGUUCUCUUGAGGAUGUUCCAAAAAAGCUAACAGACAAGAAAAUAGAAGUUGCCAAACAUUUCAUUCACAGUAUUAAACGCCAAAUGUCGUUUGUACAUUUAGCACAAACAGCUAGAAGCGUCCUUCAUAACCAGGAAUCUCUGAACGGAAUGUUGGAGGAUGUUGCAAACAUUGACCUCCAUGAGAUCUGCUGUCAGGCAGGGUUUACGACUCCUAAAUCAACCAACAGUCUCAAGGAAGUUAUCAAUGACUGUUUUGACGAAUUUCAAAAUCUGCUGACGAAGCAGGCGCCUAUUGAGGGUUACACGGAAUGGCUCGAUAAUAUUAUUGAUAAAUGUGUCCUACAGCCCUUAAAAGAUAAAGAUAAGUCGUUCAAAGAAACGGCGUCUCAGUUUCUUUUACAUUGGGAAAUCAUUGGCUCUCUUUUAAUGAGGGAUUUGACACUCCAUAAUGCAACUAGUUUUGGGGCAUUUCACCUCAUACAUAUGAUGUUCGACGAGUAUGUUUUCCUGGUUAUGGAAACUCAACACGAUCUGGUCACAGACAAGACGCUUCAAAAGUCAGUGCAGAAAUAUAUGAAAUGUGCAGAGGAAAUAAAAACUCAAGCGAAGGUACGGGUGCCGUCUUCCAAACAUCUAGUGUCACCAAAAGGACGAAAGAGGAAAACUGAGGAGGGAUCCUUCGAUAGUAAUGAUGAGGGUGACAAUGGAGGAGGAAUUGAUGAGAACAGACCAGGUGCUGUCGAUUCUUAUUCCAUAAUGAAUGCAACAGCCUUCACGCGACCUCCGCCAUCCAUCCACAGAGACCCCUGUACAUUAACCUUUACAGAGGAAUCCUGUCGAUCAGGGAUUAGCCACCCUUCCUUGCCAUUAUCUCCCUUAAAACCCUACCCUUCAUUUAAUGGAAGUGCUUAUGAACGUCCAACAUACAUACCUCAGUAUGGGUAUAGCGAUAUUAUGAACACAAAUAAUACGUUUACCACUCCAAGAGUUCAGCCUUAUGGCGAAACACAUAUCAAUUCUUUUCCCACUGUACCUUUCACCGGAAGUGUUCCGCAGGCGACAACAUCCUACUGGGCUGACAGUCGAACACAUCCCUCAUUUCACGACACAUAUAACCCAUACAGUUACAAUAAGUUUCAUUCUUCUUAUGACAGUUAUAACAAAAGUUCAUUCCUAAGAGGUCCGACCUAUCAAGACACUAUCAACAGGUCUGCAUUUGAAAAUUCUAGGAAUUAUUACAGAAGUUCGCAUGACAAUUUCCAAGUGGGAAGCCAUCUCCCUAUCGGAAGUUUAAAUGGUCCAUACAUGGAUAUUGCGCAGUCGCAGUCACAAUACCCACAACGCCAAGACUCUGCCAUGUUCUUCCAAGACGAUCUAUAUGCAAAUCCGAUGCCUCCCUCUUUUUCUACUAUUGGAAAACCUUACUUUGCGGCUGCUUUUCGAUAGAAUUGUAUUCAAAUAUUGUUUUUGUGAUGUAAUUUGUUUUAUAAAACCUGAACAAAUGCAA